UACGUGUUUCCUCCUUCGUUUCAUGCUAGCUGUUUGAUUCAGUUAGCAAGUGCGCCGGGUCUUUUAAAUUCUCUCGUGUACUUUGUUAUUAAACGGUUAUUGGAACUAGUGUAAAUCAAAAACUUUUUUUUCGGAAGUUUUAUUAAAAUUCAAACAACAAAAUGAACAUACGAAACGCGAGGCCGGAGGACCUUAUGAACAUGCAGCACUGUAACCUGUUGUGUCUCCCAGAAAACUACCAGAUGAAAUACUACUUCUAUCACGGAUUAUCCUGGCCUCAGCUUUCCUAUAUAGCAGAGGACGAAAAUGGUAAAAUUGUUGGAUAUGUGCUGGCAAAAAUGGAAGAGGACCCUGAUGAUGUACCUCAUGGACAUAUUACUUCAUUGGCAGUGAAGCGAUCCCACAGACGUCUCGGUCUGGCCCAGAAGUUGAUGGACCAGGCCAGCCGGGCCAUGAUAGAAAACUUUAACGCUAAAUAUGUCUCACUUCACGUUCGCAAAAGCAACCGAGCGGCUUUACAUCUCUACUCCAACACCCUCAAGUUUCAGAUCAGUGAAGUCGAACCAAAAUAUUAUGCAGAUGGAGAAGAUGCCUACGCCAUGAAGAGAGACCUGGCUCACAUGGCCGAUGAGCUGAGGAAGCCUGGCGUGCGCGUGUCGAGUCAAGAAGCAACAUCUGGCCAGAGCCCAUCAGGCUCCGGCGAACAAGAGAGAGAAAGCGAGAGAGACAGUGGAGGAGAGAGCAAAGAGUUGAGUGAAGUCAGCGAGGCAACAGAAAGCACAGACGUUAAAGAUUCUUCUUCUGACUCACAAUGACGCCGCAGUUCUUGACAUUUUUUAAAGCACCCAUUUUUAUCACAAUUUGCAGCUGUUUCUGACUUUGAAGGCUGGCUAUCUUGACUAUCAAAGCUGCAUCUCUUUAUUUUUUUUUCUCUGCUGUUAUGAACAGAGUUGAGUCAAUGUGUUGUUCAAAUUAAACUAAACUUAUUGGACGAAGCA
Xiphophorus maculatus (southern platyfish) is the source of this 998-nucleotide messenger RNA. RefSeq names its product N(alpha)-acetyltransferase 10, NatA catalytic subunit (gene naa10). Gene Ontology annotation, biological process: N-terminal peptidyl-glutamic acid acetylation. Gene Ontology annotation, cellular component: NatA complex. Bases 162 to 815 code for a protein of 217 amino acids. The transcript has 8 exons. The record is from RefSeq and is a predicted model, not a curated record. Gene Ontology annotation, molecular function: protein N-terminal-serine acetyltransferase activity; protein-N-terminal-glutamate acetyltransferase activity. NCBI's taxonomy places the organism in Eukaryota, Metazoa, Chordata, Actinopteri, Cyprinodontiformes, Poeciliidae.